UUGACAAAUCUCAAAUGUUCCUCUGAAAUACACACCACGGCUUCGUUUUAUUCAAGAGCAGACCCCCAAGCGCUCAAAAGAGAGAGAAAUAAAGUUAAGUUUCUGCAAGUUGAAUUUUUACAGGAAAUUUGAUUUGUUAUUUUGUAGUUUUGUUCCCUGAAAUGGCGAGUAAUGGUAAUAGAGGAGAGGAAGAAACUAAAAUGGAGGAAUGUAAAGAGACGGCGGUGUAUAUGUGGGGUUAUUUACCGGGUGUUUCACCAGAGAAAUCGCCGAUAGUCUCUCCCGUUAAAGUACCGUUUCCGCCGUCGAUUGGCGGAGAUGAUUCUUGGAAGGAUGUCUGCGGAGGUGGCUGUGGAUUUGCGAUGGCCAUUUCAGGAUCUGGAAAGCUCAUAACAUGGGGUUCGACGGAUGAUGAAGGUCAAAGUUAUCUGACUUGUGGGAAGCAUGGGGAGAUUCCAGAGCCUUUUCCUCUUCCACAUGAAGCUUCAUUAGUGAAGGCUACUGCUGGCUGGGCCCAUUGUGUAUCUGUUACAGAGACAGGGGAAGUCUACACAUGGGGAUGGAAAGAGUGUGUUCCCUGUGUAAAAGUCAUUCGUGAUUCAGCAGCUGCAGGAAGCUUCCAAAAGGAUAAUAAUACAAAACAAAAUGCAAUGGUGAUGGAACAAGUGAGUUCAAGGUCUCAAGGAUCAAGUUUAACCAGUGGAACAGUUUCUCACUCUGACAACAGAAAGGCUGGAGAGGAAAUUAUAAAAAAGAGAAAAGUCUCAGCAGUUAAAGAAGAGUUUGAAAGUUCACCUUCUGGAGAUGAAUUUUUUACAGUUUCACCUUCUCUUGUAACUCUGGGUCCUGGAGUAAGGAUCAUCAAUGUUGCUGCUGGGGGGCGCCACACUUUAGCACUAUCAGUUUCAGAUAUGGGACAGGUUUGGGGUUGGGGCUAUGGAGGCGAAGGGCAGCUAGGGUUGGGAUCCCGGAUUAAAAUGGUGUCUUCUCCUCAUCUCAUACCUUGCAUUGAUACAUCUGCUUCUGGGAAAGACCGGUCCCUGAUAGCUCAUCAAGGAAGCAUGGAUCCAUCAGCACAAACUCCUAAAUUCCAUGGAAGUUAUGUAAAGGAAAUUGCUUGUGGAGGCCGGCAUAGUGCAGUAAUAACAGAUGCUGGAGCACUGUUUACAUUUGGAUGGGGACUCUAUGGGCAGUGUGGGCAAGGAAGUACGAAUGAUCUGUUGAGACCUACUUCUGUACCUUCUUUAUCGGGAACUCGAGUAGAAAGCAUUUCUGCUGGGCUAUGGCAUACCGUGUGCAUUACAACCGACGGCCAUGUGUAUUCCUUUGGCGGUAAUCAGUUUGGACAACUGGGAACUGGCACUGAUCAGGCUGAGACUCAACCAAGGCAAUUGGAUGCCGCGAGUUUGGAAGGUAAGCGUGGAAAAUUAGUAUCUUGUGGAGCUCGACAUAGUGCCAUUCUGACAGAUGAUGGCCAGGUAUACAGUUGGGGAUGGAACAAGUAUGGUCAGCUUGGUCUGGGGGAUUCAAUUGACCGUAACAUUCCAUCCCAAGUUCCUAUUGAUGGUUGUCAACCAAAAAAUAUCAAAUGUGGUUGGUGGCAUACCCUCCUGCUAGCUGACAUACCAAUUUGACUCCUGUUUGUAUGAACGGCUCGAGAAAGAGUUUGAUAGUUUUGUUUGACUGCCUCUCCUUAACUACUGUUUCUUUAACAAACUGUCCUCUUAUGAAAAUUGUAAAUACUUUGAUGUGUUAAUGUUACUUUUCCUUUUUUUUUUUAUUUAGAAACUUCAUAAAUAGUUCCUGACA
Messenger RNA from Jatropha curcas, 1809 nucleotides. Its product is annotated as ultraviolet-B receptor UVR8. The record is from RefSeq and is a predicted model, not a curated record. Lineage: Eukaryota; Viridiplantae; Streptophyta; Magnoliopsida; Malpighiales; Euphorbiaceae.